AAUUUCUGGGCAUGGUUUGAUGAAUUUCAAUUUUAAAACUUUCCCACUGCGCAGGUUCUGUCUCUCUUUUCUAGAACUUCUACACUGCUCAGGUUCUCUCUCUCUAUUCUAGAACUUCUACACUGCUCAGUGGCUGUUAUUGCUGGGAUUAGGGUUUUUCUGACGCUGAACACUUCCAUAAUCGGAGGAGGAAGAGGAUCCACUGGAAAAUCGAGGUAUUUAUGUUGCUUGAGAAAAUCUGGGGGAGAUGAAAGUCAAAAUACUCAGUAUCCUUCAUUGUUUUGAUGGUUCUUCAUUUCAAACCUGUGCAAUAUUUUAAUAGCAUAUGAUCAAUUCUCUUGCAUGUUGCUGAUCUUUUAUUGUAUAUUUUGGUGUUUUUCAAGUUUUGUUUCCCCCCCCCCCCCAAUUUGAUGCUGUGGCUCUACGAGAUACAGGCAUUUGUAGUAGGAUUGUUUGUCCUGUUCUUCCCUUAUAUUCUUGGUAUCACAGCCAUAUUUGUUUCCUCUUAACCAUACCUUCUUGAAUUACCGGUUGGACAUGCUUACAGAGUGGCAUGCCAUAGCUUCAUGGACUUGGGAUGCUCAAGAUGAAACUUGUGGGAUUUGUAGAAUGGCUUUCGAUGGCUGUUGUCCAGAUUGUAAAUUUCCAGGCGAUGACUGCCCACUUAUUUGGGGUGCAUGUAACCAUGCAUUUCACCUCCAUUGCAUCCUGAAGUGGGUCAAUUCGCAAACUCCUCAGCCACAGUGUCCCAUGUGCAGGAGAGAAUGGCAAUUUAAAGAGUAGUAAACUAAGUUUCGUAGUACAUGAACCAAUAUUCCGUAGUACAUGAACCAAUAUUCUAAUCUACCGGUUGUGUUGUUUGGUCUAAUUGUCAAUUUUGGAGUGAGUAGCUUCUUUGCAAAUCUGGAGGUAGUGAGGUACUGCAUUCGUACCUGCUUAUAACUUUGUGAUCAUUUGAUGUUCAUCGGUCUUAGAAGAUGAAAUUCUUAAGUUUUCGAUCAACUUAAAAGUCAUUCUUUACGCAUUGCCUCGGGAGCCCAUCAUGUGCCUCAAGCUUAUAACUUAUUGUUAUUCUGCACCCUUUGCUGUUGGUUUUUUUUGUUGUUGUUGUGACUGCUGCUGGUGUUAUUACUACUAUGAUUAUUACUGAUACUGACAUUCUUGUGUUUA
Messenger RNA from Amborella trichopoda, 1170 nucleotides. The record is from RefSeq and is a predicted model, not a curated record. Lineage: Eukaryota; Viridiplantae; Streptophyta; Magnoliopsida; Amborellales; Amborellaceae.